Cydia strobilella is the source of this 5137-nucleotide messenger RNA. RefSeq names its product AP-1 complex subunit gamma-1 (gene AP-1gamma). Lineage: Eukaryota; Metazoa; Arthropoda; Insecta; Lepidoptera; Tortricidae. The coding region runs from base 137 to 2791 and encodes 884 amino acids. Gene Ontology annotation, cellular component: membrane coat; Golgi apparatus; AP-1 adaptor complex. The transcript has 20 exons. Gene Ontology annotation, biological process: Golgi to vacuole transport; intracellular protein transport. The record is from RefSeq and is a predicted model, not a curated record. Gene Ontology annotation, molecular function: clathrin-cargo adaptor activity.
GGGGUAUCUACUACCUGCAGCUGAUAAAACACUGUGAUAACAGUACAGUUUGCACUGUUGUGGAAUUGUGUAGUGUUUGUGAAAUGUUGUUUUUUAAGUGAUUUAUAAUAUUUGAGCCUAUCAAAUUUAGAAUAAUAUGGCUUAUCCGAUGUAUGAAGUCGAUUGGAGUGUGCUGCCGCCAGAACAAAAUAGAAGGUUUAACCCGGCCUUUAAUAUUGCAACUAUAAAGCAAGUGGUGAAUGAGGCCAUUGAAAGAGUCGCGCCGGUUUCAGUGCGCAUGCCCACGCCGACCCGGCUGCGGGAUCUCAUCAGGCAAAUCAGGGCUGCGCGUACGGCGGCGGAAGAGAGGAGUGUCGUCAACAAGGAGUGCGCCUAUAUUAGGUCUACUUUCAGAGAAGAGGAUAGCGUUUGGAGAUGUCGCAACAUCGCAAAACUCCUCUACAUCCACAUGCUGGGCUACCCAGCGCACUUCGGUCAGCUGGAGUGCCUCAAACUCAUCGCCAGUUCGCGGUUCACUGACAAACGAGUGGGUUACCUCGGCGCCAUGUUGCUAUUGGAUGAGCGGCAAGACGUCCAUCUCCUCAUCACGAACUGUCUCAAGAACGAUCUCAACAGCAACACCCAAUUCGUGGUCGGUCUCGCAUUAUGUACACUCGGUGCCAUCGCUUCUCCAGAAAUGGCCAGAGAUUUGGCAUCAGAAGUAGAGCGAUUGAUCAAGAGUCCAAACGCGUACAUUAAGAAGAAGGCAGCGUUGUGUGCGUUCCGCAUUAUAAGAAGAGUUCCAGAUUUGAUGGAGAUGUUCCUACCGGCUACAAGGAGUUUAUUAACGGAAAAGAAUCAUGGUGUCCUUAUCACGGGCGUGACGCUGAUCACAGAGAUGUGCGAAAACAGUCCCGACACACUCAACCACUUCAAAAAGAUCGUUCCGAACCUGGUACGGAUACUGAAGAAUUUGAUACUGGCCGGUUACUCGCCCGAGCAUGACGUCAGUGGCGUUUCGGAUCCUUUCCUUCAGGUUAAAAUCCUCCGCCUCCUCCGGAUACUGGGCAAGAACGACGCGGAAGCAUCAGAAGCCAUGAACGACAUCCUGGCCCAGGUGGCCACCAACACGGAGACCAGCAAGAACGUGGGCAACACCAUCCUCUACGAGACCGUGUUGUCCAUAAUGGACAUCAAGUCGGAGAGCAGUCUGCGGGUCCUAGCGGUGAACAUCCUCGGAAGGUUCCUUCUGAACAACGACAAGAACAUCAGAUACGUCGCGCUGAACACGCUUUUGAGGACGGUGCAUGUGGACACGUCGGCCGUGCAGAGGCAUCGGACCACCAUUCUGGAAUGUUUGAAGGACCCCGACAUCUCCAUCCGGCGGCGCGCCAUGGAGCUAUCCUUCGCGCUCGUGAACCAGCAGAACAUCCGCAGCAUGAUGAAGGAGCUCCUCGUGUUCCUCGAGCGCUCGGAGCCGGAGUUCAAGGCGCACUGCUCCAGCGCCAUGCUGCUGGCCGCCGAGAGAUACGCGCCCACCAACAAGUGGCAUCUAGACACGCUGUUCAAGGUGUUCCUCAAGGCGGGCAACUACCUACGAGAUGACACCGUUUCAAGCACCAUCCAAAUCAUCUCAUCGGCCCCGGCCGAGCGGCAGGCCUACGCGGCCAUGCGGCUCUGGAGCUCCCUCGAGCGCUCCGCCCUCAGCGGCGACUCCUCCGACAAGCAGCCGCUAGUGCAGGUGGCAACAUGGACGAUAGGAGAAUACGGCGAUCUGUUGGUGUCGGAAGCCAGCAAUGCUAUUUCCAUGGUCGAUGACGACGGUGUAGAUGACUUCGAGCGGCCGCGCGAGGAGUACGUGAUCGACAUCUACCAGAAACUUCUUUGGUCGACUCAACUCUCCAUAACCACUAAGGAGUUCCUGUUACUGUCGCUCGCCAAGCUGUCUACCAGAUUCACUAGCCAGCCUAGUCAGGACAAAAUCCGAGUGAUCAUCGACACGUUCGGAUCUCACAUUCAUAUCGAGUUGCAACAAAGAGGAGUGGAGCUAUCUCAACUAUACAGACAGUACGCGCACCUGCGGCCGGCCCUACUGGAGCGCAUGCCGCCCAUGGAGGCGCCCAGCGCGCGCGCAAGGGACGACGGAGACGCGGAGCCCGAGCCGCUAGCGGAGCCCCAAGCCCUCGACAACCACCAGGACGCCCUCCUGGAUUUAAUAAUAGGGUCGGAGCCGCUCACGAACGGCGACACCGAGCACCGCACUGACGUCGCGACCAACAACAACAAUAACAACACCAACACUAAUGAUAUCCUAGAUUUGCUAAGCGGAUUAGAGCUAACCAGCACCCCUGCGCCUGCGCCGGCGCCCUUGCCGACGCCGACUCCCUCGCUCAACAACAACGCCAGCCUGCUGCUCGACGGACUGUUCGCCGCACCACCGCCGACAGUCAAACAGCCCUCCCUAACAGUACCAGCGUUGGACAAAGCGGGCCUCGUGGUGGUGCUGGAGGUGGAGCACGGCGCGCCCGCGCCGGCGUGCGCCACGCUCACCAUGCGCGCGCGCAGCUCCCGCCCCGACCCGCUCACCGAGUUCCUGUUCCAGGCCGCCGUGCCAAGGACGUUACAGCUUGACAUGAUGUCGCCAUCGGGCACAGUGCUGCCCCCACAGGGCGAAAUCACUCAGGUCCUCAAAAUCAAUAAUCCGUCCCGGACGCCGCUGCGGCUCAGGAUACGAGUGUCGUACGUGUGUGAGGGCGGAGCCGUGCUGGAGCAGGCCGAGGUGAACGCCUUCCCGGCCGACCUGUUCAACUGACGCGCGCGCAGCCCGCCCGGCGCGGGCCUGUAGUGUAGCCCGACCCGGAGCCCGGAGCCCGGCGUGGCCCGGUAGUGUAGCCCGACCCGGAGCCCGGCGCGGCCCAGUAGUGUAGCCCGACCGAGACCCGGCCGAGCCGCCUCACCGGGGUGGCGGCACACGUUUUCGAUGGCCCGAAUAUACACUCGGAACGCGAGGUACCACACGAAGCGGCUCAAUCUGUAAACACGUAGCUCGCUUGAGACUAACACACGCGCAAUCGGGCGAGACACGUUUUUACAGAUCGAGUUGUUCCGUACGGCGAUUAAGGGCCAGUUGCACCGACCACGAUUAUUAGACUGAUCGACGUCACUCGCCCAGUGUACUAUGAAAUUUCCCAUACAAUAAAUUUUAUCUCGCUUUAACCGUGACAAACCGUCUGGUGCAACCGACCCUCGAUCGUGAAGCGGCUCGUCUUGUAUGGACCCGCUUAAUUGCGACAAUUAAUAGGAAAGGGCGAUAUGAUACUGUGAAUGGGACAAAUUGCAACGCAAUAACACAGCGCAAUACAGGAUGUCAGUGCAGCGGCGGUAGCACGGUCGCAUUUUUAGCGCUUGUCACCAUGCCUGUCACGUUCUAACAAGUAUGUAAGUGCGAAAGUGACGGGCAUAGUGACAGGCGACAAAAAUGGAACCGUGCUGCGCCCGCAGGUGCAGGUAGGCUCGAGGAGUGACCGUCUAAUAUCAAACUGGGCUCAAACCAUAUAAGGGCAAACGGCGGAAUGAGAAUAAAAUGACAUUGAAAAUAAAUAUGUUUGUUACUUAUUCCAAAAUUAGUCCUUAUUGAUAAAUUUUAACCUGUUAUCAAAACGGUAAUAUCAACGUACACAAAGCCCUGUAUUAAUCAAUCCCACUAAACUAUCAAUAUGUGUGAAGGUAAUGAAUAAGAACACUUUACAAGCGCCCUCUGUGUAUGCACAUAGGAACAUGUACAGCAUGGUUAGUUAGUUAUAUCCAGAAUUACGACGAAACUGACAUUGGCAUGCAUAAAUAUAAUGACUAACCGCUUUUUGGUAUAUCAAAACUCUUUAUCAUCUAAAGUACAUAUUUCAUUUAAAACACCACAAACAUCUAAUUUUCUAUGAACCACAAUCUUAAGCGUACUCUACUUCUCAUGUAUACUUUCAUUCAUACUAUAAAUUAAUUUCAUGAAUAUGUAUAUAAUUAAGUCAUUAACGGAUCUAACGCGAUUAAAUUUCAUUAUUUUACCUUUUUUCCGACGUUUCAGCCAGGUUGCACAAAUGACAAAACGCGAGAGUUUAAAGUGUUAUGUUUCAUGAAUAUUUUUUCUAACUAUUGUCAGUUUUCGUAAUUCUGAAUACUACUUUAUUAAUGAAGUGCUGUUAACAUCGCUCAACUGAAUUAAAAGGUUGUUGCUGUUAAAUAUCAAAACAACACUUAGUUUUGAAGAUUUGAUUUAUUUACAUCUCUCGCGGCAGCUUAUACGAUUUUUUUAGCCUUUUAUUUCUCGCUAAAGACUGAUUUCACUAGGCCUGCAUAAUAAGUAGUUCUGUAAAUGCUGAUUAGAACCGUGUUGCCUUGAUGUAAGAACGACAGUCGCUUGUACAUAUCCGAGAGUUAGUGAGGUUUUAGACAAUUAUUAGCAGGAACAUUACAAGUGAACUGAUAUGAUUUUUAAGUCAGGAUGACAGAUAUUUGGUCGAUAUACUUGCUCGCUCACUAUCAAUAUGAUUUAGAAACCCGUUAAAAAAAUAUAAAUACAGUAAAAUUAUAACAUAAAAUAUAUUUCGUUAAAACAAAAACGAUGACUGUUUGUAAGUUCCCGUUUGUAAUAUAUGUUUAAUUUAUAAUUGACUCGAGAUUUUAAACAUUCCAAUUUUUAGGUAAAAUAAGACUAUCCUUAAGUCUAAAAAGAGGGCUGUAUAGAAUCUAUGGUUUUGGUUAGGAAACUCGAAUCGUUGUUAAAUGUGAAAAUAUCAACUAGGCGAUUAGAACGUGCAGUUUUGCCGAUACUGUCCACACCAUACCGAAUGUGACUGACUUAAGGUUGGUGCGGCCAAAUCCGUCUUCGCGGGAACUGAUUUCCCCGCAGAUUUGUCCGCACUUAUAGAAAAUUAUUCCAUCACUUUUAUGUAAUCAUUAUUUAAAUAAAAAAUAAAAUAUGGUCAGACUAUCAGUAUUAAUUCAAUCUCAAACUGAUCUAUCCCAGUCUGGACUACUUACGGAUGCAAUGCAAUGCCUUUACAGAUUCGCUGCUUAUAUUGUUAGUUAUGAAAUAUACUGUAGGUACAUGUGACUACGAAUGUUUAUUUAGCCCAUCUGUGUGUUAAAACAUGCGGUGUGAUAA